Molecule: messenger RNA, 3531 nt
Organism: Mytilinidion resinicola
Lineage: Eukaryota; Fungi; Ascomycota; Dothideomycetes; Mytilinidiales; Mytilinidiaceae
Product: Rad4-domain-containing protein
Exons: 1
Coding region: 1-3327 (1108 amino acids)
Biological process (GO): nucleotide-excision repair; mismatch repair
Cellular component (GO): cytoplasm; nucleus; XPC complex
Molecular function (GO): single-stranded DNA binding; damaged DNA binding
Source: RefSeq, a predicted model, not a curated record
AUGCCUCCACUCGUUCCCCGAAAGCGCCUCCGCGAGCCCGGCCCUGAUCCCUCGCCGCCCGCGAAACGCGCCACACCCCCAUCGAGAGCCCAGCGAGCCAGAGAGUCGGUGUUUGAGACUCUGGAUGCGACACCGAGCCUGCAGCGCACGCUGUCACAGACCAAAGCCUUGAUAGAGAAUGAGGACUCUGACUCCGAGCUCAGCGACGCGAGCAGCGACGAGUUUGAGGAUGUGGCCAUCAACGGAGCGCACCCUGGCACGAGCAGGCAAAAGGAUGACCAGCCUGGAGACGAUGACGGCAGCGACGAGGAGGAGGAGUGGGAAGAUGCCCUGGGCGGCCACCAUAACACCCAUGCCCAUAUGAAGGAUGACGACACAGCCCCCGAGCCCUCUGGUGACCUCGAGCUCACACUGUCCGCCGCGCCCAAUGCCUCCGCUUUCGACUCAGGCACCGGCAAGAAGGGGGCUUCCAAGGUGCAACGCCAUGUCAGAAUGGUCACGCACUGCAUGCAUGUCCAGUUUCUCAUGUUUCAUAAUCUGAUCCGGAAUGCCUGGAUACAGGAUAAGGAGGUGCAGAGGAUACUGGUCAAGGGGCUGAAUAAAGGUGCCUGGGAAGAGAUAGAAAUAUGGUGGCGGAAUGCUGCUAUACAGGACGGCCAUCUCCGUGUCAUCGAGAGUGGAUAUCCCGGCAAAGUAGACGCGGUCGCCGAGACAAGUAAAGGCAAAGGUAAGGCAAAAGCUGGAACUGGCAAAGGAAAUUCCAAAGACAGCAAAACAGCGGGACGUAAGAGCAAGGACCAAGAUAGGAAUUCACGUGAUUGGGGCGCUACGUCUACGCACGCAGAGCCGAACACACCAAAUCUUUCUUCUGGUGAUCCGUUGAUCCGUCUUUUAAAAUACCUCUCAUCCUUCUGGAAGCAAAGAUACAAAACCACUACCCCACCCUUACGGAAAAGGGGGUAUCUCCCCCCAUGGGCACUGGCAGCUGAAAUUGAGGCAUGGAAACGAGACCCUUCUAAUGCUGCUAUCUUUGGGGAGAGAGUGGAAAGCUUGGAGGCGUUUCGGGAGAAGGCCAAGAAACCUGAAGGGAGCAGAGACGUAGGCCAGCAACUGUUCACAGCUUUACUACGUGGAAUAGGAAUCGAAGCCAGGUUGGUCGCCAGUUUACAGCCGGUUGGAUUCGGAUGGAGUCAGGGAGAAGAGGGAAAGCCAAAGAAGGAUCUCGACAGGCCAGCUCAGAACGGUACACCAAGCAGGCCGCCUCGAAAGCCAAACGGAAAUGGAAAGCAGACUGUACAGGACGAUGAUAGCCCCCUUAGCGACCCUCCCUCCGACGACGACUCGCCCGUAGAGAUCAUUCAAUCAUCGAGGAAAAAAACAAUACCCUCAAGUCCAUCUCGUAAAUCCGACCUCCCACACCCCACAUAUUGGACCGAAGCCCUCUCCCCAACAACUCACAUUCCUAUCGCCGUCUCACCUCUACCCCUCUCCAUCGUUGCACCAGCCUCAAAUGCCGAGCUCAUAUCCAACUUCUACCCCCGCCCCGCCACCGCCGACAAAGCCAAGCAGGUCUUCUGCUACCUCAUCGCCUUCUCAUCCGACGGAACCGCAAAAGACGUCACCACCCGCUACCUCCCGCGCCACAUCUGGCCCGGGCGUACCAAAGGCUUCCGCCUACCCGUCGAAAAAGUCUCCAUCCACAACAAGCGCGGCAAAGUCCUAAAAUACGAACACUGGGACUGGUUCAAAAGCGUCCUACGCCCCUACUCCCGCCACCCCCGUUUCCACACCGUAUGGGAUGAGGUCGAAGACUCCGGCGACCUCGUUCCCGCCACGGCCGCAAAACCAAAAGGACUAGACGAAGACGGCGGGAAAGAAACAUUGCAGGGGUACAAAAGUUCCGCCGUCUACGUCCUCGAACGCCAUCUCCGCCGCGAAGAAGCGCUCCUCCCAAACGCGAAGAUCGUACGGCACUUCACGACCGGCAAAGGCGCCAAAGAAACCACCGAGCCCGUCUACCGCCGCGCCGACGUCGUGGCCUGCAAGACCGUUGAAAGCUGGCAUAAGGAAGGCAGGGAAGUCAAGGAAGCAGAACAGCCUCUCAAAUUCGUGCCCAUGCGCGCUGUCACCGUGACCCGCAAGCGCGAAAUCGCCGAGCGCGAGCUCGAGGAGGGCGAGAAGGUCAAGCAGGGCCUCUACGCUAAAUCUCAAACCGACUGGAUCAUCCCGGAGCCGAUCAAGGACGGGAAGAUCCCGAGGAAUGUGUUUGGCAAUAUCGAUGUGUAUGUGCCGACUAUGGUGCCGAAGGGUGCUGUGCAUAUCCCGCUGAAGGGCGCGGCGCGGGUGUGCAAGAAGCUGGGCGUGGACUUUGCGGAGGCGUGCACGGGGUUUGAGUUUGGGCGGCAGCGGGCGGUGCCGGUGUUGACGGGGGUGGUGGUGGCGGUGGGGAAUGAGGAUGCGGUGAUUGAUGCGUGGGAGGCUGAGGAAGUGGAGAAGAGGAAGAAGGAGGAGGCGAAGCGGGAGAAGAUGGUGUUGGGGCUUUGGAGGAAGUUUUUUAUGGGGUUGCGAAUUGUGGAGCGGAUGAAGAGGGAGUAUGGGGAUGAUUAUGAGAUUGCGCCGGCGGAUGAUAGGGGGAAGGGUGCUGCGAAAGGUGGGACUGGGGGGGAGGAGGCCGAUCCUGAGGCGUCGCAAAAACAGCAGUUGGAAGGUGGUUUCCUCCGCGACGACGACGAAGAGGAGGAGUGUGGUCCCCUCGGCGGCGGCUUCAUCAUCGAGGACGACUCUCCCACGACGCAUGUCCAUCGCCCUCGACCAGCCGCUCUUCAAACACCUAUCUCACUGCAAUCCGCACAUCUCCCUUUCUCACACGAGAACACGAUCACUACAGACCAAGAAUACCCCAAGGACGUCGAUAGCACUGAGGAUGAAGCCGACGACGAACCCAUCGCCGCUGUCCCAACCCCCAAACGCCAACCCACCGCACGCGGACGUGGCCGUGGUCGUGGACGCGGUCGCGGCGGCAUGGCAGCCAGAAAUCCAACCACAGCAUCUCGGUCUGCGACGAAAGCAUCCAGGCGAAACGAAGCAUCUAAUGAUAACGAGGAUGAAGAAGACGCUGAGGAAGAAUCGCCUUCUGAGUCUGCUUCGGGUGAGGAAUCAGAGUUCGAAGCGAAACCAGCGCCGAGACGGCAUGCUGCGCGAAAGAGCCAGCGCGCCGUGCGAAGCCACUACUUCUCGCACGACAGCGACAAGCUUACGGACGACGUUCCCGCCACUACGAAGAGGACAUCGGGUCGAGGGAGGGGGAAGCAGAAAGCGAAGACGUGAGUUUUACAGAGAAGCGUGAGCGGAUAAUAUAGGAUAAACUCACCCACAUUCCACAAACCCAUAAACAUGAACCAUAACUUAAACAUAAACCACAAACAUAAAAAUCCAAUAAAAUCCAAAACCCCGCUGAAAUUUUACCUCCUCCGCUACGCUAUACAAUGUUCCAAAGCAAGAAGUUGGGGAGAAAAGAAAGCAAUAACAUAA